Molecule: messenger RNA, 2471 nt
Organism: Nicotiana attenuata
Lineage: Eukaryota; Viridiplantae; Streptophyta; Magnoliopsida; Solanales; Solanaceae
Product: phosphoribosylaminoimidazole carboxylase, chloroplastic
Exons: 16
Coding region: 140-2047 (635 amino acids)
Biological process (GO): 'de novo' IMP biosynthetic process
Cellular component (GO): chloroplast
Molecular function (GO): metal ion binding; ATP binding; phosphoribosylaminoimidazole carboxylase activity
Source: RefSeq, a predicted model, not a curated record
UAAAACAAAAAACCCACCCCUAAGAGAAACCUAGUUUUAACUUUCCGACUAAAAACAGUUGGUUUUCUGCUACGGAUUCCUUUGCUCUGUGCGCCUAUUGUCUUUCUUGCUACCUUAUACUUCUCAGUUGGUCGAGGGAAUGCUGAGCCUAAGCAACACUGUCCCAACAGUUUCUUACCCUCAGAGAAGCAGUUUUGCCUCUCCAAUUUUAGCUGUCAAUCCUCAAAAAAGUAUCAGCUUCCUUAAAAACCACACCUUUGUGUUUUCAUCAUCUUUAAUGAGACAACAAUCUGAACAAACCCCAACUACGCUAUCUUGCAAAGCUUCUUUGGAAGUUGUAAAGGACUCACCCAGUGGUUCAGCAGUCCAUGGAAUAUCGGAAAUGGUUGUGGGUGUUUUGGGAGGAGGGCAGCUGGGUCGUAUGCUGUGUGAAGCGGCAUCCCAGAUGGCGAUCAAAGUGAUUGUCUUAGAUCCACUGGAGAAUUGUCCUGCUAGUGCACUAGCACAUCAACAUGUCGUGGGAAGCUAUGAUGACAGUGCCACAGUUGAAGAAUUUGGGAAAAGGUGUGGAGUACUAACCGUUGAGAUCGAGCAUGUUGAUGUUGCCACACUUGAGAAGCUUGAGCAACAAGGUGUGGAUUGCCAACCCAAGGCCUCUACUAUUCGUAUAAUCCAGGAUAAAUAUCUUCAGAAGGUCCACUUUUCUCGUCAUGCUAUCCCACUUCCUAAGUUUAUGCAGAUUGAUGAUCUUGAAAGUGCUAGAAGAGCAGGGGACCUGUUUGGUUAUCCUCUUAUGAUAAAGAGCAGGAGGUUGGCAUAUGAUGGGCGUGGCAACGCUGUCGCUAAAAGCGAGGAGGAGCUCUCCUCUGCUGUUAACGCACUUGGAGGAUAUGGUCGUGGUUUAUAUGUUGAGAAAUGGGCGCCAUUUGUGAAGGAGCUCUCUGUGAUUGUGGCGAGGGGAAGGGAUGGUUCAAUUGCAUGUUACCCUGCUGUAGAAACUAUUCACAGGGAUAACAUUUGUCAUAUCGUAAAGUCACCUGCUAAUGUAUCUUGGAAGAGUAUGAAACUUGCAACGGACGUUGCGCACAGAGCUGUUAGUUCAUUAGAAGGUGCAGGAGUCUUUGCUGUUGAAUUGUUUUUGACAGAAGAUGGUCAGAUUUUACUAAAUGAAGUAGCUCCCAGACCUCAUAAUAGUGGGCAUCACACCAUUGAGGCUUGCUUCACUUCACAAUUCGAGCAGCAUUUGCGGGCUGUGGUUGGCCUUCCACUUGGUGAUCCAUCAAUGAAAACUCCUGCUGCAGUCAUGUAUAACAUAUUGGGGGAAGACGAUGGCGAACCUGGAUUUCUUUUAGCUAAUCAACUUAUUGGAAGAGCAUUGGGAAUUCCGGGGGCAUCUGUUCAUUGGUAUGACAAGCCAGAGAUGCGAAGGCAACGCAAGAUGGGACACAUCACAAUAGUUGGCCCUUCUACGGGCAUUGUGGAAGCUCAGUUAAGGGUGAUUCUAAAUGAAGGAAGUGUUAAUGGCCAGCCUGCAGUUGCACCACGUGUUGGGAUCAUAAUGGGAUCUGAUUCAGAUCUUCCUGUUAUGAAGGAUGCUGCCAAGAUUUUAAAAGAGUUUGAUGUGCCUGCUGAAGUAAAAAUAGUUUCAGCCCACCGUACACCUGAGAUGAUGUUUUCUUAUGCUUUGUCUGCACGGGAACGUGGCAUCCAAGUAAUAAUUGCUGGUGCUGGUGGUGCUGCCCACUUACCUGGAAUGGUUGCUGCAUUGACUCCACUACCUGUUAUUGGCGUUCCAGUACGCGCUUCCACAUUAGAUGGACUUGACUCCCUAUUGUCCAUUGUUCAGAUGCCAAGAGGGGUCCCAGUUGCAACAGUUGCAAUUAACAACGCCACAAAUGCUGGUCUACUGGCAGUAAGAUUGUUAGGGAUCAGCGACAUAAAGUUGCAAGCUAGGAUGGCCCAGUACCAAGAGGACAGAAGAGAUGAAGUUUUGGUCAAGGGGGAGAGACUAGAGAAGGUUGGCUUUGAAGAAUAUCUGAACUCUUAAACUAUUUCAGCACUAGCUGUUUCUAACAUGCACCAAAGUGUACUAGCAUGGUGUUGACCUGCUUUGCACAAUAGUCAAUAUUAAAGAGCAUAAGCACAAGCACGGGCACUAGACAGCAGUAAGUUACAUUGAUGCUGGUCGGGAGCAAAUGCAUAUUGAGACCGAUGAAGGUAAAUCCAUCAUGCAAGAUCACGGCGAACAGCAUUCUGCUUGUAAUCUUGUGAAAGAUGUGUUGCUCUUUCUUCUCCUCAUUUUUUUUUAAAAUCUGGAUUUCAGUGGUCUCAAUAGUGUAAUUGAUCAAAAUUAAACUACUGGUCUGUUCUGCAGACCACUUUCAUAUCUGCUUUGAGAUUUAAAAGGAUGAGAAUUACCAAUUUUGAUGUAUGAGAUUAAGAAGGAAUAUUGAAGUUUUGCUGCUUUCUUA